Molecule: messenger RNA, 825 nt
Organism: Leguminivora glycinivorella
Lineage: Eukaryota; Metazoa; Arthropoda; Insecta; Lepidoptera; Tortricidae
Gene: Rrp40
Product: exosome complex component RRP40
Exons: 1
Coding region: 98-808 (236 amino acids)
Biological process (GO): poly(A)-dependent snoRNA 3'-end processing; nuclear polyadenylation-dependent rRNA catabolic process; U4 snRNA 3'-end processing
Cellular component (GO): cytoplasmic exosome (RNase complex); nuclear exosome (RNase complex)
Molecular function (GO): RNA binding
Source: RefSeq, a predicted model, not a curated record
UAUCAGAUUGUCAUUUAUUUAGUGACUAGCGUCGAAUUAUUCAAAACAGAGUUUCUCACGUGGUUUUUCAUUGGUUUUGUAGAUUAAUUUAUGUACAAUGAAAGUUUCCGUGGGAGAUGUGGUUCUGCCCGGUGAUUAUUGCGAAGAAAUCACAAAUGUGGGUGAAAAGAGUAAGGUUAUACUUGGUCCCGGGUUGGGACGCGAACUGGACAAAGUUUACAUGACUAAAGCUGGCAUUCUGAGAAAACGCAGUCCUAAUACGUAUUGGGUGGAGAACCAACAGAAGCGAUACGUUCCGUCAAGGGGAGAAAACGUGGUUGGCUUUGUUAUUCAAAAAGCGGGAGACAUAUUCAGAGUGGACAUCGGAGGAAGUUGCCCUGCCGCGCUCUCCUAUUUAUCAUUUGAGAGUGCUACUAAGAAAAACAGACCCGAAGUUCAAGUUGGCGACGUUGUGUAUGCGAAAACCUUAGUUGCCAGCAAAGAUAUGGAACCUGAGCUAGUCUGUGUAGACUCUCAUGGGAAGAAAGGCCGCCUCGGAGUUUUGACUGAUGGAUUUGUGUUUAAAUGUUCACUGAACCUUGUUAGGAAGAUUUUAAAUCCUAGUUGCCCUCUGUUGGAGUCACUGAAGAAUGAAUGGCCAUUUGAGUUAGCUGCGGGCAUGAAUGGCAGAAUUUGGAUCAAAGCGAAGACUAUGAGAGAAACAAUAGCAGUUGGUAAUGCUAUUUUAGGCUGUGAAUACUUGGACAACCAGGAAAUCAAAAGCCUAUGCAGUAAUAUUACAAAUAUUUUAUCUGGACACAUUUCAUAAUAAAAUUUGUAGAAGUA